CUCAUACAAACCUCAAGCGUAACUGGCCCAAGAAAGCACUAAACUUUUUACCAACCUUUUCUACUGCUGAACUUCACUAAUGUUGAGUUAGAGAAUACAAAGGCACUUUGGCUUAUUUGUUCAAGGGAAGAGGAGAAUGCUCAGUGCCUGCAGGAACAGUCAGUUCUUUGUUCAGUAGGAAAGAUCUGUCCUGGUUUUAUUCUCUUGUAGUUGAUUCCUUUUCAUAAAAUUAAACUGAACUGGACUGUGGGAGAAUAAGCAAGCUGCAGUGUAUCAGCAGUCAUCCAGGAUGCAAGUUCAGAGUGGGUGUUUUCAGUAACGUCUAAAGCAUUGCAGUCUAAAAGCAUGGAGCCUUAGUGUUAACAAGAGGUAUCAAAUACGUGAACUUAUUUGCUGUGGUGGAUUAUCACAGUGCUGUUUGAUACAGACCUGUAGCUCCUAAAAUAGUGAGAGGAGAUGGGAAAGGUAAGGGAGUUGCAGCAGGAGAAUCUAGAACACAGAAAGUGCACUGUGAAGGGGAUGAUCACACAAGAAUUGACAGUGUGCAGCUGGGGAGAGCAUCUGUUCCAAUGAUUGGUUCAAGCAGAGGAUACUCUGCAGGUUGAAAUGCAGAAGAAGCAACCAUCUAAUAAUACUUUAAAUCUGUCUCCUAUUGAUUCCCUCCCAGUUUUCCUGCCCAGUUUUCCAGUUUUCACACCUUCACAGAGUUCUGUGCUCCUGUUUAGAGGUCUGGUCAAGUGGGAUUGGGAAGGGGCGUCUUGUCAGGAGUGACAAGAUGUGAUUGAUUUUUGUGUCAGCAAAAAGAAAACUCAGAAUGAACCAGAUGCUGCACUAAAAAAAGCAGGGGCUUUAGGUUGACUUGCCACACCAGAAAACUGAAAAACACCUUGGUAAAGACGAGCUGUCCCUUCUGAGUGCUUUACAGCAGGCAGGAAGCUCUAAUGACACAGCUGAGACUUCACCUGUGGUGGUGGCACAGGAGAGAGGGCAAGGGAGUAUGAAAUUUUUCUUGCUAGGCUGCUGCUUCAUGAGGAAUAAGGCAUACUAGUGGAGAAGGCAAAUUGAGGCUCUUAGUCCCAGAGGCACUGAACUGAUUAAUUAGUGUAAAGUUUCAGAUAUGUCCUUUUACUUAAUGUUGCCUAUUUCCUGGAUUCACAUACUAUUUUCUCAUUGUUGUGAGUUUCAGCCUAAAUCUCCAACUUCCAUGUUAAUGUUUAUGAGUCUUGUCUCUCCCAUCCCCAGAAUUAGGAAUGUAGCCUUUCGGUGGAACAGUACGAAGUGUCUGAAUAUGAAGUCAUUUUCUGAAUGCUGUGCUAAUCAUUAAUGUGUGCUGCAAAGCAAUUCAAGUAUUAAUAAGAAUUCCACAGAACAUAAUACAGAGGAACUAGAAAAUUCUCUUGAGAAGAAGAAUUGAUGACAGUUUUUCCUUUCAUCCUGGCAAGGCUUCUUAUUUUAGUUGGUACUUUCUAAUUGCUAUCAGCAGUAUCAAAAGACACAAGGUUAUGUUAAAGAAGUUCCAGCCUUUGCCCAGAAAUCCGUAGAUGUCAUUCCAGCUGUGCCAUAUUCAGAGUUAAUUGGAUGACCCAGUUUUUAUCCUGAAACACUGUAUGAACUUAGAGACUGUAUCAGUACAUCUUACAGUUGCUUGAAGAACACAUCUAUGAUCUUAGGUAGAAAAAAGCUGGAGGCCACAACACAGUGUUGGAAGUACACUAGCUGCUAAUCACUAAAAAGAGAGGUGACCAGGGGAAUGGGAAAUCACACCACAACCAUAAGAGCCAGAUGUUUCCAUUUUAGUUAAAUUCCCUCCAUAAAAGGUUGUUAUGAGGAUGGUUUGAAGGACAGUGUUCAUCGUUCUCUUUAUUGCAAUAAAGCAUCAUCCCAUUUCUUUCCAUGUUCCAUCCUGUUUGAAGUAAAUCAACUGAGUAAAUGAGGUAUUCAGGAAACUCUCCUAAGUUCUCUUUACAAACUAAAUCAGGCUGUAAGUUUUGAAUUUCUGUUUCAUUCAUCAUGUGCUUGAGAUCUCCUCAUGUUCUUGUUAAUAAUUCAGCCUUCAGCUAUUCCAGGUUUAUUGCUCAGCGGGAGAGCACCUUUUGCUGGGUCCAGCAUAUGGCCAACAGAAGCUAUGUCAGUAUCUGCAAAGUCAGCAAAUUCUGAAGGAAACUGGAUUAGGAAGCCAUUGUAUGGAUUAUUUCAAUACAAUUCCGGUAUGAUCGGACUAGAAUUAUUAGCUGAUCCCACAGACACCUGGGAAAUUAUAGAGACUAUUGGAAAAGGCACUUAUGGUAAAGUCUAUAAGGUUGCCAAUAAGAAAGAUGGGAGUCUGGCAGCAGUAAAGAUUCUCGAUCCUAUUAGUGAUGUAGAUGAAGAAAUUGAAGCAGAAUAUAAUAUUUUGCAGUUCCUUCCCAAUCAUCCUAAUGUUGUUAGAUUUUAUGGGAUGUUCUACAAAGCAGAUCAAUAUGUGGGAGGACAGCUCUGGCUAGUACUUGAGCUGUGCAAUGGAGGGUCUGUCACAGAACUUGUCAAAGGUUUGCUGAAUUGUGGCCAACAAUUGGAUGAAGCUAUGAUCUCAUACAUCUUAUAUGGUGCUCUCUUGGGCCUUCAGCAUUUACACAAUAACCGGAUCAUUCAUCGAGAUGUCAAAGGGAACAACAUUCUUCUGACAACAGAAGGUGGAGUCAAGCUCGUUGACUUUGGUGUUUCAGCCCAGCUCACCAGCACACGGCUACGUAGAAACACCUCAGUGGGAACACCCUUUUGGAUGGCUCCUGAGGUCAUUGCUUGUGAACAGCAAUAUGACUACUCAUAUGAUGCUCGAUGUGACGUAUGGUCUUUGGGAAUAACAGCUAUUGAACUCGGAGAUGGAGACCCUCCUUUGUUUGACAUGCAUCCUGUGAAAACUCUUUUUAAAAUUCCAAGAAACCCUCCUCCUACUUUGCUGCAUCCUGAAAAAUGGUGCAGAGGAUUCAACCAUUUCAUUUCACAGUGUCUUAUCAAAGAUUUCGAGAAACGUCCUACAGUUACCCACCUUUUGGAGCAUCCCUUUAUUAAACAAGUGCAUGGUAAAGAUAUGUCUCUGCAAAAACAGUUGGCUGAGCUUAUCCAAGAACAGCAGCGACUGGGCUCUGUAGCAAAAACAAGGCAUGAACGAAUACAUACCAGAAGACCCUACCAUGUGGAUGGAGCUGACAAGUACUCUCAAGAUGAUGAUCUGGUAAACCUAGAAGUUCUUGAUGAGGAUACAGUUAUCCAUCAGCUGCAGAAACGUUAUGCUGACUUACAAAUUUAUACGUAUGUUGGAGAUAUUUUGAUAGCCUUAAACCCUUUCCAGAAUCUCAGCAUUUACUCUCCACAGUUCUCUAAGCUUUACCAUGGUAUGAAGCGCUCGUCCAAUCCCCCCCACAUAUUUGCCUCUGCAGAUGCUGCCUACCAAAGUAUGGUGACAUUCAGCAAAGAUCAGUGCAUUAUCAUCAGUGGGGAAAGUGGUGCUGGAAAGACAGAAAGUGCCCAUUUGAUCGUCCAACAUUUGACCUUCUUGGGAAAGGCCAAUAAUCGUGCUUUGCGUGAGAAAAUUCUUCAGGUGAAUCCUCUGGUUGAAGCAUUUGGGAAUGCCUGCACUGCCAUCAAUGACAACUCAAGUCGCUUCGGAAAAUAUCUGGAAAUGAUGUUCACACCCACAGGAGCUGUAAUGGGGGCAAAGAUUUCUGAGUAUCUACUUGAAAAGUCAAGGGUUAUAAAACAGGCUGUGGGAGAGAAAAAUUUCCAUAUAUUUUAUUAUAUUUAUGCCGGCCUUUAUCAUCAGAAGAAACUUUCUGAAUAUAGGCUUCCUGAAAAAAAGCCUCCCAGAUAUAUUGAUAAUGAAACUGGAAGAGUAAUGCACGAUAUUGUUACUAAGGAUUCCUAUGGAAGACAAUUUGAAGCAAUUCAGCAUUGCUUUAGAAGUAUAGGAUUCACUGAUGAGGAAGUGUAUUCAGUGUACAGAAUUCUGACUGGUAUCUUAAAUACUGGAAACAUUGAGUUUGCUGCCAUUUCUUCACAACACCAAACAGAUAAAAGUGAAGUUCCAAACCCAGAAGCCUUAGAUAAUGCUGCUGCACUGCUAAGUAUUGGGUCAGAAGAACUGCAAGAGGCCCUAACCUCCCACUGUGUUGUAACACGGGGGGAGACUAUUAUCCGAACAAACACUGUGGACAAAGCAGCUGACGUGCGAGAUGCCAUGUCUAAAGCUCUUUAUGGCAGACUCUUCAGCUGGAUUGUAAAUCGCAUUAAUACGCUUCUUCAGCCAGAUAAAAAUAUAUGCAAUACUGAAAAUGGAAUGAAUGUUGGUAUACUAGAUAUAUUUGGAUUCGAGAACUUCUCAAGAAAUUCCUUUGAACAGCUGUGCAUAAAUAUUGCUAAUGAGCAGAUCCAGUUUUAUUUCAAUCAACAUAUUUUUGCACUUGAACAGAUGGAAUAUCAGAAUGAGGGAAUUGAUGCUGCUACAGUGGAGUAUGAAGACAAUCGUCCACUUCUAGAUAUGUUCCUCCAGAAACCCAUGGGUCUCCUUUCUCUACUAGAUGAAGAAAGUCGAUUUCCUCAGGCAACAGACCUAACAUUAGUUGAUAAAUUUGAAGAUAACUUGCGAUGCAAAUACUUCUGGAGACCAAAAGGAGUGGAAUUGUCAUUUGGUAUUCAGCACUAUGCUGGAAAGGUAUUAUAUGAUGCCUCUGCAUUUCUUGAGAAGAAUAGAGACACUCUUCCUGCUGACAUAGUGGUGGUGCUAAGAACAUCAGAGAACAAACUUCUUCAGCAGCUGUUUUCUAGCCCGCUAACCAAAACAGGUAACUUGGCACAGGCAAGAGCCAGAGUGACAGCAGCAUCUAGGUCUUUGCCUCCACAGCUUAGUGCUGGGCGUAUCAAGGUUGACACAAUGGAAGUUAUGCGACACCCUGAGGAAACAACUAACAUGAAGCGACAAACUAUGGCUUCCUAUUUUAGGUAUUCCCUCAUGGAUCUUCUAUCCAAAAUGGUUGUUGGACAGCCUCACUUUAUCCGCUGCAUUAAACCUAAUGAUAAUCGAGAAGCACUAACAUUUUCUCAUGAGAGAGUUCUACUGCAGCUACGAUACACUGGAAUUCUGGAAACUGUCAAAAUACGUCAAAAAGGAUAUUCUCAUCGCAUCCUUUUUGAAGAGUUUGUGAAAAGGUAUUACUACCUUGCUUUCAAGGCACAUGAGUCUCCCCUUGGCAGCAGAGAAAACUGUCUGACCAUUUUGAAGAAAGCUAAACUAGAAAACUGGAUUAUUGGAAAAACUAAGGUUUUUCUAAAGUAUUACCAUAUAGAGCAGUUAAAUUUGUUCCUGCGAGAAGUUAUAGGGAGGGUGGUGGUCAUGCAGGCUUAUAUCAAGGGAUGGCUUGGAGCAAGAAGAUACAAGAAAGCCAAAGAAAAAAGAGAAAAUAGUGCUGUUACCAUACAGUCAGCUUGGAGAGGAUAUGAAGCUCGCAGGAAGUACAAGGAAAUAAGGAACAGAAGAAAUAAUGCUGCUGUACAUAUUCAAGCAGCUUUCAGGGGAUAUAUUGUUCGCAAAAACUACCCAAGACUGAAGAAGAGCACUGGCUAUGUAGCAGAUUCUCAACGUAUGAGCAGCUGCUCUACUUCUGAUAUUGACUGUGAAGAGCACUGGCAGCAAACAAGUAACCAGUCUUCUCCUGUCGUGCCUGAUUUUCUUGACAAACAAACAAAAAAGAAGGAUUGGGAUGAGAUUGCUGCUUCUUCCUUUACUGUAAAAAAUACGUUCAAAAUGAGUGAUUCACAAUUAAUUAGCCAAUCUCAGUCAAUCACAGACCAUCAGUCAAGUCCCUUAAGACAUCCUAAAAAAGGAGGUUCAGAAAACUGUCUUGAACAGAAGCUGAGAACACCUCGUCGACGAUGUCAGCAGCCCAAAAUGCUGAAUAGCCCUGAGGACAACAUGUACUAUAACCAGUUAAAUGGAACUCUAGAAUAUCAAGGGAGCAAGAGGAAGCCAAGAAAACUUGGUGAGUGCCAUGGCCUGUGCUAACAAACCUUCCUCCUUGUGGAGGUGCAGUCCAUGCUCAUUUGGAGUGCUACAGAAUUUCUUGCAAUCCAAGUUCAUUGGAUCCAUCUUUUUGACCACAGGAUGAGGAAAAAUGGCAUAGGAAACAAGAGGCAAAUAUGGCCGGAGCAUUCCUAGGCUAGAAUAGGGUUUAAAGGUAGAUAGUUCAGCAUAAGUUUUGUCUCAUCGAAUAAACCCAGUAGUGAAGUCAGGACAGGGCAGAUGAGAACAAGAGGACUCUGUUGUUCCAAGGACAAGCUUUCAUUCACUUUUCUCUCACAGCGUGACAAUAGUUGCAAGAGGCAACAGUCCUUUAGUUCACUCCUUACUCUCUUCUGCUGUACAUCCGGGUGUGGGCUUUAGAGCCUUUAAAACUUAAGGACUCAUUAAAUUGGUGAGUAGCUGCAGAUGUAGAUUAGAAGAUGCACUACAACCAUGAAUGGCAGUUAAUAUGAAUUCAUACAUAAAGGUCAGUUUUCUUUACUUUUUGUCAGAAUAUAACAAGAAGUAUUUGUUAUGAUCCCUCAUCAAAAAUAACAUCUUUUCCUACAUAAUGCAUACAUUCUCCAGGCCCAUUAAUCUGCAACUUAUCUAGAUGGAAAAUGACUUUUUUUUGAAAACAGUUCAAUAACUAAACUAUGUUCUUAUAUUGGCAUAGGUCUUAGGGAGCUCUAGCAGUGUUGGUGCUUUGUGGUUUCAUCUCUCCUUUCUGAUAACAAAGUUUCACUGGGAAAAUAAUGUUUUAUUUUAGUUCAGUGCACAUCAUUAUUAUGUAUAGUGAGAGUUUAUCAAUUGUUUCAGUUAAACAGAAGCAAGCCUUCCAGUUAGAUAUUACAUCAUGUGUCUAUUAACCAAAAGCUUGUCUUACACUGAGUAAUGCAUUAUGAGGAGCAGUUGUAUUAAUUUCAUAAGGAAGUAAAGAGAAGUAAAAAAAAAAUUAUAAUUCAGAAAAGCACUUAAGCUGAAACCCAAGUCCUGCUGAAACCAAUGAAAUUUCAGGUUAUGAUUAAGUGCUUUGCUGAAUGGGCCAAGUUCACAGCUUCAGAAUAUUAAAUAACAAGCACAAACAAAAGGCAAAUGCUCUCUAGAUGCAUUCCUUAGGUUCUUCUGUUUCUUCUUCCCUAUUAUUGAGUUUGCAUCAAUCUUAGUCAUCAGAAACGGACUUCAAAAGAUCUUAUGUCAUAUUUUGAGCACUCUUGAAUUGCAUGGAAAGGGUAAAAUAUAACAUUUUCCUUGUCAUAUGAAAUGCCACUAUCUACAUCUGAUAUAACUUUUCAUAUUGGUUUAAUGUCACUAAUAUUUUUAUUUGAAGUUACUAUCUGAGAACCACUGCGGAGCUAUGCGUUCUGAGUCAGAACUGUGCAUGAAGCUGGUCUGUGCUUGGCUUUAUUUCAUAACUCACCCCUUUCUUCAUAUGCUGUUUGGCUGACUCACUUCAUACUCACCACGUAACACUCUUGAGGUGGGUUUUCUUCAUCUUUACUUUAGUACACAUGUAUCCCUUUAGAUUAUUAAGGGCCAUCUCAACAUUGUGCUGCUGGUGACGAGUUGGCAGAACAGAUUUUCACAGUUAAAUGUGCAAAAAAAAAAAAAAAGAAUUUUAAAAAAUAUAGUUCUGAAAAUAUAUGAGAUGGGAUACAAACACAGAUGCAUAAUGUGCCCCAAGAAAUAGGGAGAAGCAGUGCAAGAGACAUGUCAGUCUGAUGGUCACAGUCAGUGAGCACGUCAGCACAAACUGCUCAGAUUUUCUCAAUUGGUUUAUUAUUUAUUAUUACAUUCUGAUUUAUUUUCUUUCACGUAUAUUGUCCUGAAAUAUUAAUGUGUUUUGCUUAAUAGUUCAUAACAUCCUGUUCUUAAUAUUUUAUAAAAGACUUUGAAUCCUGUUAUGAAAAAGAAAAUUUCAUAGACCGUGUCUGUAAUACAUUUAACACAUUUCAGUGAAUGAGAGAGUAAAGAGUGACGACCAACAAGAGAUUUUAGUAGAUCCUUCCGCAGACCCUAAUGGCACUAGCAGCCAGUUCUGCCUUCCAGCUCUGGCAGCAUGAAAACUCUCUGUGCCAACACACAUUGGGCAGGGAGCUUUUGGAGAUCAGUCCCUUUCAUUUGGUAAUUUUAAACUUGCUUCUCACUUAAACAUUUACAUCACUUCAGUAACAUAAAGGGACCUUAGAAUAGGAGUAAAUUGCAGCCCUCUUAAAUUUGCCCCCACUGUGACCUCCCUCACCCAUAUGCCAUGAGAGUGGUGGAAAGGGCUUUUGUGUACUGAGGAUCUUUUCAGUAGUCCCCAUCGCACCAUCUGAGGAGCAAAUACUUAGAAGCUUAUAAAAUAUACAUCUAUAUAAUGUAAAAGUAGAAACUUUGCUGAGACCAGUCAGACCAAAAGCUGAUGUUCCUUUUGGUGGCAAUGACCACAUUUUUUAAGCAGUAGAUACUUUUCCCCCAGUACUGAACAGCUACUGAUUGUCUUGUGUUAUUUACUGUAGUUGCAUAAUGCUUUUAGAAAUGUAUUCUCACGUAAUAUUUUGUUCUAUAUUAUAUAACUGUGUUUGUACUUCCAAGUAAUUAUCCCAUCAUCUUUUAAUUCCACCGAGUUCCUAACUUCUGGUAUGUUGUGGUUAUGAGAACUGUGCAUGGCACAUGCAAACAAAGUGGAUUUUUUUGUUUGCGGUUUAAAGAGAAUGAAUUUAUUUAAACAUGGUCCUUUCUAAUGGAAUAGGGUGCCUUCUAACAGCAUUGUCAGCAAGUAAGAAGGAGCUACCAGUUAUUUUCUUCACACUACUUUUUACACACCUCUGGUGCACUUCUCAUUCCAUAUAAAUGGCUACAGACCAUAAGGAUUUGUAAGAAGUCUCUUCGUGUUGCUAUUUUCCAUACUUAAGUCUCUUCAACUUUUACUGCAUCUUAUUUAACAGUAGUCUUAACUGAAUGAUUUCUAACCUUUGUUGGUAUAACCAACAUCCAUUACAGUGAUAGAAAAUGUUUUUAUUUACUUACAUAUUCUAUUCUGUUUAAAAACAGACACAGAUUUAAAUGUAGACAAUAUUAAAAAUUAAAAGUAGAGGAAAUGUAGCGUCUAUAGAUCCAGCAGUCUUAUUCAAUAUUGAACUCAGUAAACUGUAGGAAAUCAAGGUGUUUCAUACCUGGUAAUGCGGCUGUCUCUGAUGGAGCAAUAUAUGCAAUACAUGCCCAGUUCCCACAGCAUUAAUGCUCAGUGCUCUCAUUUCAGUAUCUGUUGAUCUUUACCUGGUUUCACAUGUAUGAGAACAGAUGAUCAAUUCUCACAUUUUAGAGCUCAAGUCCAUAACUGUAAGUAGAAAUUCACAAGUUUCUUUUUCAGCAAAAAUGAAGAAGAAGUACACAGUUACGCAAAAAGAUAUUUGACAUUAUGGACAGGGAGUAAGAAGGUAAUUUUGUAGUGGAAGCAAAGGACUGGAAGUCAAGGUAUCUGAGUGGUACAAGUUGCUAUUUUAUAUCAGAUUUGCAUUUAUGUAAAAUCAGAUUUAAGCCCCAAGCUUAAAUGUUGCCUUUUUUGUUUGUUUGCUUGUGUUUAAGGUUAUAUUUGAAUACUUAGUUCCUUUCUCUUAAAAGAAUUGAACAUGCACAGAGAUGUUGCUUUUGUACUGUAAAAGAGUUAGCAA
This is a messenger RNA of Tympanuchus pallidicinctus (lesser prairie-chicken), 9690 nucleotides long. It is a transcript of the gene MYO3B, whose product is annotated as myosin IIIB. Gene Ontology annotation, molecular function: protein binding; cytoskeletal motor activity; ATP binding. Gene Ontology annotation, cellular component: myosin complex. The transcript is spliced from 35 exons. The record is from RefSeq and is a predicted model, not a curated record. Gene Ontology annotation, biological process: protein phosphorylation. Bases 2030 to 6037 code for a protein of 1335 amino acids. NCBI's taxonomy places the organism in Eukaryota, Metazoa, Chordata, Aves, Galliformes, Phasianidae.